This is a messenger RNA of Tetrahymena thermophila SB210, 1717 nucleotides long. Its product is annotated as kinase domain protein. NCBI's taxonomy places the organism in Eukaryota, Ciliophora, Oligohymenophorea, Hymenostomatida, Tetrahymenidae. The record is from RefSeq and is a predicted model, not a curated record. The transcript has a single exon.
AAUAAUAUACAAACAAGAUUUAUAUCAAGUUGCUAUUGUAUGCUCUAAAGAUUUUUAAGAAUUAUUUGCAUGUCAUAGUUUUUAAAGCAUCUAUGAUUAAAAAGAUGUUGAUUAAAAUGAAUUCGAAAAAAUAAUUAAGGCUCUCUAAUAUCUUUAAAAUGAAAAUAAUAUCUUGUCUAUAAUUGAAAAAAUAGAGCAUACAUAAUAAGGAUUGACAACAAUUAUUACAGAGUUUGUUGAUUGUAAUUUAACUUAAAUAAUUGAGCUCAAUAGAUUUAACUUUGAAUAAAUCAUAGCGUUGACUUAUUAGUUGUUAAAUUGUUUAAAUUUACAUUAGGAAAAGGGUAUAAUUUACCACGAUAUAAAACAUGACAGCAUCUUUUUUAGCAAAUCUAAAAAUUAAUUUUUUAUAGCUAAUUAUCAAUAACUUAAAACAACAAAAAACACUUUCUUUAAAAAAAUAUCUGAUUUCCUUAAAAUUAAUUCUAUAAAUUAAUCUACAGAAGUGCUAUCUUAAUAUGAACCAGAACCAACAAGUGAUAAUUUAUUUUCAAUAGGAAUAAUAUUAACUGAAGUAUAUAUCUAAAGAAGCCUUAAUAAUAUUGAGUUGUAGAAUUUGAAAAAUUAAACAUUAUUGAAUGUAUUGCCUUUUCUGUAGUAAUCUUCAAACAUUGAAUUUAUAAACAAAAUACUUUCUAAAAUGCUUGAAUCAAAUAAAGAUAUAAGACUUAUGCUAAAUAUUCUAAUAUAAAAUCUAAAUACAUUUUUUGUUAAUGAGAGCUCUUUAAAAAAGCUUAAACUGUCAAAAUAAAUUACAAAGUAUAAAAUGUCUGAAGAUAAAGAUAUUAAAAUAGUAAGAAAUUAUGAAAUAAUAGAAAUGGAUUUUAAGAGUUUAUUAGCAUAUAAAUAAUUCAAAGAAUAAGCUGUAAAGGAUAUUGGGAUGAUUAUAGAAAAGUGUCAAGACUUUACAAAUUUGAUUAUUCAAAAUAUAUCACUAGAAAAUGUAAAUUUAAUUGAGUUUAUCUUAUAAAAGUGUAAACACAUUACUUCUUUAUGUCUUGGUCUUUAUGAUACUAAACUUGGACCAGAAAGGGCAAGAAAUAUAGAUAUUAACCUUGAAAAUUGUUAAAACGUCGCUUGUUUGUAUCUUAAUCUUGCUGAUAAUAAACUUGGACCAGAAGGAGCAAAAAGUAUUGGAAUGAGCUUAGAAGCUCUUCAAAACAUUACUUCAUUGACUAUCAAUCUUUAGAAUAAUGAUCUUAGAGAUGAAGGAAUAAAUAAAUUUGGAUUAAGCUUAGAAAAGUGCCAAAGCAUCUCUUAUUUGAAUAUCAAUCUUCAAUCCAAUUUGAUUGGACAUGAAGGAAUAAUAAAUUUUGGAAUGAGCUUACUGAGGUGUCUAAAAAUAAAUUCUUUGACUCUCAAUUUCGAUCGUAAUGGAUUAACACAAGAGAAUAUAAUUAAUUUUGGAGCAAUUGUGCAAAAGUUUUAAAACCUCAAAUAUUUUAAUUUAUUCUGCAGAUUUACUAAUUAAUCUUUUCCUUUAUCGCCUUUAUACUACUAUACAUUUUUUAAUCAUAUUUUCAAAACAAAAAGAUUAGUAAUAUUUAAAACUAAAAUCGAUAUUUGAAUUAAGAAGUAAAAAAAAUUAAACUGAAUUUAAGAUAACAUUAACUCAGCUAACAGCAUUUAAAAGGACAAUCCUUUGAUUUUCAGGAAA